Rhinopithecus roxellana (golden snub-nosed monkey) is the source of this 2942-nucleotide messenger RNA. It is a transcript of the gene FBXO28, whose product is annotated as F-box protein 28. Lineage: Eukaryota; Metazoa; Chordata; Mammalia; Primates; Cercopithecidae. The transcript has 5 exons. Bases 38 to 1144 code for a protein of 368 amino acids. Gene Ontology annotation, molecular function: protein binding. The record is from RefSeq and is a predicted model, not a curated record. Gene Ontology annotation, biological process: protein polyubiquitination.
UCCCCUUGCAGUGGGGGUAAGGAAUCAAACCCCCAAAAUGGCGGCGGCGGCGGAGGACCGGAUGGCAGAGGAAGGAGGCGGCAGCCACGGCGACGGCGGCUCCUCUUUGGCCUCCGGCUCUACCCAGCGACAGCCCCCACCGCCCCCGCCACAGCACCCACAACCGGGGUCCCAGGCGCUGCCAGCCCCGGCGCUGGCUCCGGACCAGCUGCCUCAAAACAACACGCUUGUGGCGCUGCCCAUCGUAGCCAUCGAGAACAUCCUCAGCUUUAUGUCCUACGACGAAAUUAGCCAGCUCCGCCUGGUUUGUAAAAGAAUGGACUUGGUCUGCCAGAGAAUGUUGAAUCAGGGAUUUCUUAAAGUGGAGAGGUACCAUAAUCUAUGUCAGAAACAAGUUAAAGCACAACUCCCAAGGAGAGAGUCAGAAAGGAGAAACCAUUCAUUAGCUCGUCAUGCAGACAUUCUUGCUGCUGUUGAAACAAGGCUGUCACUAUUAAAUAUGACUUUCAUGAAAUAUGUGGAUUCCAAUCUCUGUUGCUUCAUCCCAGGAAAGGUGAUUGAUGAGAUUUAUCGCGUGUUGAGAUACGUCAAUUCUACCAGAGCCCCUCAGCGAGCUCAUGAAGUACUUCAAGAAUUAAGGGAUAUAUCCUCUAUGGCAAUGGAGUACUUUGAUGAAAAGAUUGUUCCAAUUUUAAAGAGGAAAUUACCAGGAUCAGAUGUUUCUGGAAGACUCAUGGGCUCUCCUCCAGUUCCAGGACCGUCUGCAGCCCUAACAACAAUGCAGCUCUUCUCCAAGCAAAACCCUUCAAGACAAGAGGUUACCAAACUCCAGCAGCAGGUUAAAACAAAUGGUGCUGGCGUGACUGUUCUCAGGCGUGAAAUUUCUGAGCUUCGCACCAAAGUGCAAGAACAGCAAAAACAGCUUCAAGACCAGGACCAGAAACUGCUAGAGCAGACCCAGAUCAUAGGUGAACAAAAUGCACGGUUGGCAGAGCUAGAACGCAAACUACGAGAAGUAAUGGAAAGUGCUGUAGGAAAUUCCUCAGGGUCUGGGCAGAAUGAGGAGUCUCCUCGGAAACGAAAAAAGGCCACAGAAGCCAUAGACUCUCUUAGGAAAUCUAAACGUCUUCGGAAUAGAAAGUAAAUUGGAAUGUGGUUCUAGUUCCAGAGGAAGACGCAGCUUAGUAGCUUAAGCAGUUAACGUAUAUCAGGAUACUGUGAGCAACACGGUGUCCCUUAAGCUUCUAGGCUUUCAGAACACAACUUAAACUUGAACUCUUAUGGUUGGGACAUUCUUUUCCCGCUUCUCCUGAUUGAACUGAUGCACAGAAUCUUUUUACUUUGCAAUAGAUUUGUACUAACCAGACCUGUUCUAUCAUGUUUUGAGGAGUUAACUUUUUUCUGUGCAGAUAAUGUUGAAAGUAAGUUAAUUUGUUUCUGCAUAUAUGCACAUACAUAAGGAUCUUAAACCCAGUCUUGACAGACUAAACAGAAGUUAAGUUUAAUACAGAAAAUGUCCUGUUCACUUGAAAGAAAAGACCUACUUUUUAAAUGGACACUAUCUUGGUUCUUUUUUUUUUUUUUUUUUUUUAAGUCGUCUUUUUGUUAUAAGUGACCUUUGUCUGGAAUGUCUGAAAAGUAGUUAAUGCUUUUUGGUAUUGAAGUAAUGGGUAACUAAAAUGGACUUCCAUAGUAUUGACUGUAGAAGGAGGCUCUACAGUAUUGACUAUAUAUUUUUAUAAACUACUGGCAAGAAACUUACCCAGCUGUUAUACAUGUUUUCAGUUCUCUUUGGGGGCCAUGUCCGACAUUUGCAUGGAUGGAUGCAUGCAUUGCCUAAUCAACUCACUUAAAAAGCUCUUGCACUGGUAUUGAUCUUAAACCUCUAUACUUCUCCACUUUUUAGAGCGGCGUCUUAGUUUAAGCGCUUAACAUCUUCCACCGCAACAGCUUGCCUCUAGAGGAGGAAUUAUUCAUCCAUUUGUCCUCCAGUUUUAUAGGAACAAGAGACUAUUAAAGCCCAUUGCUUUAUCUGUUCUCUGUAGGGUUCAGGUACACUGGCUAAGGCAGAACCCCAAAUUCCAAGGCUCUUUCUAUCAAUAUUGGACCUCUGGGAGUUAGUACUCCUCUUUGCUCACCACCAUGUUCUCAGUUGAUCAGAUGUGAGUGAGUAGGGAACUCGACUUGUGGGAUGCAGUUUUGCCAUUGCAGCAAAGUUCAUUGAGGAAAAUUGUACCAUGAAAAAGCAUUUUCAUUAUUUCAUUUCUGGGGGAUGGCCUUGAGGGAAGCUUUUUAAUAUUCGUUUCAAGCUUUCCUUAUUCUACAACUUUAAACAAAAGCUUUAAUUUUGUUUGCACUCCUGUUUUGAGCUUAUAACUGGAAAAGCAUGUCUUGCACUGUUCAACCUCCUAAGUGGUCACUUUAACAACCUCCAAAUUGUGUACAGUGGUUAUUUUCCCCAGUUGUAUAUUUUUGAGACAUUCAAUUAUCACUGUCUUAGUUGUAUUUUAAUUUACUAAAUUAUGUAGCCGUUUGACUGUUAAGUUCUGUUAAACAACUGUUGCCUUGGGCUUCAGUUAUUUAAAGUAAAUUUGGGUGUAAUAUAGAAAACUGUCCCUUUCCAGGCAGGGGUUGGCGCCUGUAUAACCCUAAGGUUUGGUAGACGCCUUAGUCGAAUAAGAGCACAAGGCUAUCGCCUUUUAUCCGUCCACCGUGACAUGGCUGUGCAUCCUUUAAAUUAACCUCACCAGACGAAGCUUUUUCUAUCCAUUUUUAAUAUUGUCCUUACAUAAUAUUGUCCUUAGAUUUUCAUCAAUUCUAUGUCUGACUUUGAAAUUCCAUUUACAAUGUAGUAUGUUUUCAAUGAAAAACCAUAAAGUAACAUCCAAGUGUUUCAUGGUUUGUUGGGAAGGUAAUUUUAAAAUAAAACAAUUUCCAAAAAA